AGUUAAACCGCAAAAAAAACGUUUUUUUUCACUACCUACCUAAUUUUCCUUCCUUUUCAAUUUUUCUGCUUCAUAUCAAAGAGGAAGAAGAAGAUUUAAUUUUGAUUUGAAGAAAUUAAUAAAGAAUGGGUUUUGAUUAAUAGAUAUGGCUACAGAGACAAAGCAGAGUGUGGCGGCGGUUAAGGUCCGGCCAGGCGGUGGUUCUUCUUCUUCUUUGAAAAGACCGAUUGAAACCUCUAACAAACAGCAACAGAGACCAGCUGCUUCUGAUUCUAAGCUUAAAUCUAUAUCAACUCUUACUAAAACAGAGGUAAAAUCAAAAACAGCACCCAGUUCAUCGAAGACGACGACUAUUACAACUGCUAAAACGACAACAAAAUCUAGAGUGAGGGAGAAAAAAGUGUUCUCUUUGGCUGGCCAAAAAUAUGACCCUCCUGAGGAGAGGGAACCCCUUAGGAUAUUCUACGAGUCAUUAUCUCAGCAGAUACCGAGUAGUGAGAUGGCAGAAUUUUGGAUGAUGGAGCACGGCUUGCUAUCCCCAGAGAGAUCGAAAAAGGCCUACGAGAAGAAACAGAGAAAGCAAAAGAUGCAACGAAUGGGAACUCCAAUUAAAUCCGCCAAACCACUCAGCAAACCAGAAAGUUCUCAGAGGCAGCAACAGGCAUCACGGAAUGGUGAAUUAAAGCCUAAGAAGCGACUCAUGGAUGACGAUGAAGAUGAUGACUUCAUUUUAAGUCCCAAAAGAAGAAAAGGGUAAGAAAGUAUAGUCACUUUUAUAUUUGUAAUACAGAAAGGUGUAAUCUUUUUAGUAAUCACCUCAUUUAGAUUUCUUUACAUUGAACUGCCAAAAGGCAGAAACUCUGAACAGAUAGAUUGAGACAUUCUUUAUAUUGUAUAACUUCUUUAAACAAUAAUCAUAGAAUAAUUUCCGAGUUCUUGCUCA
This is a messenger RNA of Mercurialis annua (annual mercury), 943 nucleotides long. RefSeq lists its product as uncharacterized. The coding region runs from base 146 to 757 and encodes 203 amino acids. NCBI's taxonomy places the organism in Eukaryota, Viridiplantae, Streptophyta, Magnoliopsida, Malpighiales, Euphorbiaceae. The record is from RefSeq and is a predicted model, not a curated record. The transcript has 4 exons.